This is a messenger RNA of Nicotiana tabacum (common tobacco), 2233 nucleotides long. The record is from RefSeq and is a predicted model, not a curated record. NCBI's taxonomy places the organism in Eukaryota, Viridiplantae, Streptophyta, Magnoliopsida, Solanales, Solanaceae.
CUCCUCUCUAAAACCCAAAAAAUCAGUACUACCAUUUCCUCUGUUCCUUAAACCCUUAAAUUCGCCGACCAAACUUCGGUGAUGACAAAAUUAUCGAAGCUAAAUGUAUCGAACCCCAAAGUCUGGGUUGUGAUCGGCGUCGGUGUUGCCGGAAUAUUGAUCCUGGCUGAAGUUCAACGGCGACGAUUUAAAGCCAGAAACUCAAUCAAAGAAGAUUUUGGCGCGUUCAUUGAACGCAUUGAGCUGCUUCCGUUUCCUCAACCUCCUCCUCCCGCUGCUCCACUUUCCCUUUCUGCCCUCACUUUUGCUAUCAAAGACAAUAUUGAUGUGAAGGAAUCUGUGACGGGUUUCGGUAGUCCGGAGUGGAAGCGGACACAUGAGGUGGCUACGAAGACAGCCAUGGUCGUGACUGCUCUUUUGAAGAAUGGUGCUACUUGUGUUGGAAAGACCAUCAUGGAUGAAUUUGGACUCGGGGUUACUGGAGAGAAUCUGCACUGCGGUACUCCAACAAAUCCAAAAGUGCCAUCUCAUAUUCCAGGUGGCUCAUCCAGUGGCUCGGCUGUUGCUGUUGCAGCUGAACUAGUUGAUUUUGCUCUAGGUACUGAUACGACUGGGUGCAUUAGAGUACCAGCAGCAUUUUGUGGUGUCUUUGGGUUUAGACCGUCACAUGGGGCCAUAUCAACUAUUGGCAUCCUGCCUGUAUCGCAAAGUUUGGACAGUAUUGGAUGGUUGGCCCGUGAUCCAUCUGUGCUGCAUCGAGUUGGACAUGUUUUACUUCAGUUAGCAUCAGUUGAACCUAAGAGGACAAGAUGCUUUGUCAUAGCUGAUGAUCUUUUUCAGCUGUGUAAAGUACCAAAGCAGAAGACGAUGUAUGUUGUGAGCAAAGUAAUAGAAAAAUUAUCUGGAUACCAGACACCGAAACAUCUGAACCUUGGGCAGUAUAUUGCAUCAAAUGUACCCAGCUUGAAAGGUUUCCGUGAAGAAUCAAUCAACCAGCAAAAUGGGAUGUCUACCCUGACGGCUCUCUCUUCUGUGAUGUUUCUUCUUCAAAGAUAUGAGUUUAAAACAAAUUAUGAAGAAUGGAUGAAAGCGGUGAAACCGAGAUUAGGUUCUAAAGUCUCUACNGGGUGGGGUUUGAGAUGUUUGUGGUAUCUAUUUGAUCUUCAUGGAAUAUGCAUCUCAAGGACUCACUUUUUUUAUUUGAAGAACAAUAGCAUAUUGGUACUUCCGACGACCGCAGAUCCUCCUUCAAAAUUAAAGUCAAGGAAAGGUCUAUCGGCUGAAGUUCAUGAUAGACUAUUUGCCUUAUUGAGCAUUGCCAGUAUGUCAGGUUGCUGUCAGGCUUCCAUUCCUUUUGGAGAACAUGAUAACUAUCCUAUAUCCCUGUCAUUUAUUGCAUCUCAUGGGACUGAUAAGUUUCUACUUGACACUGUCUUGGAUAUGUAUUCGUCUCUUCAAGAGGAAGUAAGCAUACAAUCCAGUGCAUCACCAUUAUCGGAUACCAAUGGGAGCAUUGAUGCAUCUGAACUUUUGAAAGAAAAGGGAAAUGCUGCAUAUAAGGGCAAGCAGUGGAACAAAGCCGUGAGCUACUAUACAGAAGCAAUAAAAUUGAAUGAUAACGCCACAUACUAUUGCAACAGGGCAGCUGCUUACUUAGAAUUGGGGUGCUUUCGACAAGCUGAAGAGGACUGUACUAAAGCAAUUUUACUUGAUAAAAAGAAUGUAAAGGCUUAUUUGAGACGGGGAACAGCUAGGGAGUCGCUUCUCUUCUAUAAAGAGGCUCUACAAGAUUUCAGACAUGCACUCGUUCUGGAACCGCAGAAUAAGGUUGCCAGUCUGGCUGAAAAGAGACUCAGAAAGCUAAUUAGUUGAUCAAAGUGGUAUAAGAUGAUGAGAGGGAAUACUCCGAGAGGAAGAUUAGCGGAUUCAUUUUUGCUUCUUUCUAUACCGCUUGAGGCCGAGGAUAAUUUAUAGGGACAAAUUUUCCUGAGAAUGCUUGGCUUGGAAACCAAGCUUCAAAAUAGAAGUGCAUGUAUUUUCUCAUGGAUAUCUCGUUUUCGUUGUCAAGUCUCCAAAUGUAAUUAAUUCAUCCAUUGGAGAAAAAUGGUGGUAGCAUUGGCUAAAAAUCAUCUUGCUGCCCUUCCCCUGCCCAUUUGAUAAACAGAAUUUCUAAGGAUAAACUUUGGAGCUGGGUUUACACGUUGGAUGCAAAGACAUGGUAUUCUCAUUAUGA